AUGUCGUCAUUCACCGAUGCUCGCUUCCAGUCCCCAGAGCCUGCAGCACCUCCGGGCUACGAGAUCAACGCAAGGCACGUAGCCGACAAGAACUGGCGAAGGGACCAUCGCCGCCAGUACCGCUUCGUCUACCACCAGCUCGAAAAGAAAGGCGACUUAUGUCAGAUUUGCAUCACGUCCGGCCACCAAGCCAUCAAUUGCAAGCUCUUCUUGGCUACCGCGGCCGAUGCGAACAAGUGGAUGGAGUCCGAGGCCGACCGCGAGAAGACCGAGUCCGAACGUCUUGCGACCGAGUUGCAUGUGGUGCACAAGUACCGUCGUCGAGAAUUGUUGGGCCUCAUCUGCCUACUUGUGGCUGGCAUGCUACUUCUGAUACUCACGAUCAAGACGACCAAGCUCCUUGUCGUCGCCUCGAUGAUUUCUCUCCUCGUCUUCGGCAUGCUGCUCGUCUUCAACAAGAUCGUGGUCGACUUCGCCAAGCGCCGUAAGUGA
This is a messenger RNA of Alternaria incomplexa, 492 nucleotides long. RefSeq lists its product as uncharacterized. The coding region runs from base 1 to 492 and encodes 163 amino acids. The record is from RefSeq and is a predicted model, not a curated record. NCBI's taxonomy places the organism in Eukaryota, Fungi, Ascomycota, Dothideomycetes, Pleosporales, Pleosporaceae. The transcript has 2 exons.